CAUUUUAUUAAGACUUCUUUGGAAAUCUUAGUUCAAACUUUGUUGAUAGCGGUGGUCGGCGACGGCUUCUCCUCUUGCUCGCGGAGAGGAACAUGAAUAAGCUUCCAUUUUUAACCAAUUCUAGGGUUUCCAUUCUUUCCUUCUUACAAAGAAUUUUAUCCACUGACCAACUUGCAUCAUCAUUCUCCUGUGAUUUAACUCUUCAAAUUGAAAAAAAAUGGAUUUUCACCACCUGCAAGCUCUACUAACAGCCUCCACAGUUUCCAACUCUUUGUCAAAGGGAAAGCUCCUUCACGCCAAGGCAAUCUCUCUCGGACUGCAACAAAGUCUCAAUCUUUGCAAAUCUCUCAUCAACUUCUACGUCUUCUUCCGUCUCUUUGAUUCUGCGCGACUUGUUCUCGAAACAAUCAACAACCCAUUGGAUAUUUCCUUGUGGAAUAGCCUCAUUGCAGCAUAUUCCAAGAAUCAAAUGCACAGAGAAGCCCUUUGGCUAUACGAUAAGUGUUUUCUCUUUCCAUAUGUUAAACCUGAUUCUUACACUUAUCCAAGUGCUCUGAAGGCUUGUAGUGGAUUGGGCAAUGGAAGGAAGGGGAGGAUGAUUCAUACCCGUCUGUUGAAAUCAGGUUUCAGUUAUGAUAUAGUCAUCUCGAGUUCUCUUGUUGGUAUGUAUGCGAAAUGUGGGUUUUUUUACUCUGCUAUUAAGCUGUUUGAUGAAAUGCCCGAGAGGGAUAUUGCUUGUUGGAACACAGUUAUAUCUUGCUAUUAUCAAGAUGGGCAUGCUGUAGAAGCUCUUAAGAUGUUUGAGAAAAUGACAAGGUGUGGCUUUAAGCCUGAUUCUGUGACCUUCUCCACAGUUUUCUCGGCUUGUGCAAGGCUUUUGGAUGUGGAAACAGGGAAGAGGAUACAUGAAGAGAUGGUGAAGAGUGGGUAUGAGAUGGAUGGCUUUGUUAGGGCUGCUAUUGUUGACAUGUAUGGAAAAUGUGGCCAUUUGGCAAGUGCAAGAGAAAUCUUUGAUCAGAUACCUAUGAAGAGUGUUGUUGCCUGGAACUCAAUGAUAUAUGGAUAUUGUUUGCAAGGGGAUAGGAAUUCAUGUUUGGAGCUUUUCUCAAGGAUGAAGUGUGAAGGAAUCAGGCCUACUUCGAGUACUAUAAGCAGCUUGUUGAGAGCUUGCUCUAGAACUUCUGCUGUAUGGCAUGGAAAAUACAUUCACGGAUAUGUAAUACGAAACCAGAUUGAGGUAGACAUUUUUGUUGCAACUUCACUCAUUGAUUUUUACUUUAAAUGUGGCAAAGUCAGGUGUUCUGAGUUUAUCUUCCAAAAAACUCUUAAAAAUAAUGUAGUUUUGUGGAAUGUUAUGAUUUCAGGUUAUGUAACAUUAGGCUAUUACUUUGAAGCUCUUGAUGUUUUUCAUGAUAUGAAACUCUUUGAUGUAAAGCCAGAUGCCAUUACUUUCACUAGCUGUUUAUCUGCUUGUGCUCAAUUAACUGCUCUACAGCAAGGGAGAGAGAUCCAUGAGCAAAUCUGUAGUAAUAAUUUUGAGUCUAAUGAAAUUGUCAUGUGUGCACUUGUUGAAUUGUAUGCUAAAUGUGGCACAGUCAGAGAAGCACGAGCAGUUUUUGACAAGUUGUCAAUCAGGGACACAGUGUCAUGGACAUCAAUGAUUAUGGCUUAUGGCUCUAAUGGCCAGGCUAUUGAAGCUUUGGAGCUUUUCAGAGAAAUGCAGAGGGUGAAGGUAAGACCAGACCGUGUUACAUUUCUCGCUCUAAUGUCCGCCUGUAGUCAUGGAGGAAUGGUUGAUAAGGGUAUCUAUUAUUUCUAUCUCAUGACAUCUGAAUAUCAUAUUAAACCGGGCUUGGAACAUUACUCGUGCCUAAUUGAUCUUCUUGGACGCUUGGGGAGGUUGCAUGAAGCUUACAAGUUUAUUCAGAGCUUACCAGUUUUAAAAGAAGAUGUUGGUUUGUUAGGAUCUUUUUUCUCUGCUUGUAUUGUACAUGGAAACUUGGAAUUAGGAGUGGAAGCUGCCAGGCUUCUUCUAGAGAUUGAGCCAAAUGAUCAUUCUACCUAUAUUGCUCUGUCCAAUAUGUAUGCUUCUGCUGGAAGAUGGGAUGAGGUGCGCGAAGUGAGAGCAAAAAUAAAGGAGAUGGGGCUAAGGAAGAAUCCUGGAUGUAGCUGGAUUGAAAUAGACAAGAAAAUUCACCAAUUCUUUGUGGAAGAUUACUCUCAUCAACAAAUAGAGUUGAUAUGCGGAUGUCUAGAGAAUCUUUUAAUGCACAUGGAGGAUAAAUUUAAUAUACAAGAGGAGGGUUCAAGCAUUAAAAAAUGUAUGAGAAGUUAAUAUUUCAGCCUGGCCACAAAGAAGACCCAGUUAUCCUA
This is a messenger RNA of Dendrobium catenatum, 2373 nucleotides long. Its product is annotated as pentatricopeptide repeat-containing protein At5g27110. The transcript has a single exon. Gene Ontology annotation, cellular component: intracellular membrane-bounded organelle. NCBI's taxonomy places the organism in Eukaryota, Viridiplantae, Streptophyta, Magnoliopsida, Asparagales, Orchidaceae. Bases 218 to 2335 code for a protein of 705 amino acids. Gene Ontology annotation, molecular function: RNA binding; protein binding. The record is from RefSeq and is a predicted model, not a curated record. Gene Ontology annotation, biological process: RNA modification.